CUUUCUUUCAGUAUCCUCCUCUCUUCUUUACCCUGCAAGUAAACACACUAAAAUGGCGUCGUUUUGCAGAUCUGCUUUAAUGGCGGGAUCAAGGUCCAUAGCAGCGACUCGAUCAAGAACCUUUACUACCGCAAAAUCAAUCUCUUCGCCAUCAACACGAGCCAUCUCUAACGCUUCAAGGGUUUUAUCGUCUUUAGGAAGCGUGGAUUCGUUGAUGCCGUUACACAGUGCCAUAGCCAAUGCUCGGCUCAAAUCCAGCAUUGCCGUCGAUACCUCUUGCUGGAGCUGGCUUUCUCAAGAUUUUGCAGUUCCUCGGUGACAAGUUCUUCGCCAUUUCAGCCAAAAUUAGCUUUGCUUCCGUGCAGUUUUUCAUCCCCUCUGUCAGUUCUUCAUCCUCUUUGUCCUUCAUUUCAUUAUUUGCUUGGCACAAGUCAUCUCCCCACUCUUUAUCAUGAUCAAUUGUUGGUAUUAAGUGGACACUGUAUCGACUACAACUGGGUUUGUUGAUGGAGUUUGCUACUUUUGCUUAAUUUUCAUUUUCUAUAGUUAUUUAGUUUGAUUCGUGAAAAACCUUCAAACGGCAUCUCAGCACUACGAGGAACUACACUUUUACGCCGUUCGGGCCAGAGGAAAACAUUGGUUAUUAAACACAUUAUCAUCCAUUUUGAUGGGGACGAUCUUUUGUAACUGAUAUUCACUAACAUCACCAUUCUGUUAUAGCAUGUCACAUGUUAAUUUGAGGUCGAAGAUCUUUCUUAAUGUCAAGGAGUUGCAGGUUUAUUAGCAAA
Messenger RNA from Mercurialis annua (annual mercury), 788 nucleotides. Its product is annotated as protein NONRESPONDING TO OXYLIPINS 2, mitochondrial. Lineage: Eukaryota; Viridiplantae; Streptophyta; Magnoliopsida; Malpighiales; Euphorbiaceae. The record is from RefSeq and is a predicted model, not a curated record. The coding region runs from base 53 to 319 and encodes 88 amino acids. The transcript has 3 exons.